Messenger RNA from Peronospora matthiolae, 549 nucleotides. Lineage: Eukaryota; Oomycota; Peronosporomycetes; Peronosporales; Peronosporaceae. The record is from the annotation of a GenBank genome assembly.
AUGUACGAAGGGAUUGACAACCUGAAAUCCCUUUACGACCGUGCCGGGAAGACUUUCCUCGGCGGCCCUUCUGCGGCACAGGAUGUGCCGCGUCGUACUGCUCAACCAGACCCAGUACGUCAACCAUCAGUUGGGAGCGGGGCUCCCAAGUAUCCCAGGACGGGGGAUAGCCGCGCCAUCGGACGAGAUAACUCGUCCGACGUCCGUUCACGUCGCGGUGGUUCAACAGCUGCUCAACUAGAUAGCGCUGGCCACCGCGAGAGUCCUCUAAUGGAGGUGGAGGAGGAGGAAAGACGCUCUCCACACGAUCGUGGGGAUCCGUGUGUUCCCGAGAGCUUCUUUGAUCGCCUUGAGAACGAGAGAGCUCUGACAUCUCUUCGUGACGAGCUAAGGGUAGCUCGUGGGAUUGUUGAUCGGUCUCGGGAUGAGAUAGCUGCUCUUCAGACCCUUGUUGAUGCCCACCAUCAGGAGCACAAGGCUCUCUGCGAGAUGCUUGAGCGCAAGGGCGUUCUUCAUCGGAAGAAGCAGCGUACUGGUGGUACGGCUUAA